This is a messenger RNA of Setaria italica (foxtail millet), 1210 nucleotides long. RefSeq lists its product as uncharacterized. The record is from RefSeq and is a predicted model, not a curated record. Lineage: Eukaryota; Viridiplantae; Streptophyta; Magnoliopsida; Poales; Poaceae. The transcript has 2 exons. The coding region runs from base 320 to 754 and encodes 144 amino acids.
CCCAACCGUGGUCAUUCUAUCUUCGUUCUCACGCCAGACUCCACCACGAAAAAAAGAGUGAGCCCCUACAGAGCCGCAGGCAGAUAGAUCCUCACCAUUUUCUCUCUCUCACGCACAUCGCAUCUCCCAAAAUAUACCCUUUGGUUAAGAGAUAGAGAGAUAGAGAGAAGGGUUACCGGGAAUCAGAGUGUGUAUAAAAGGGCCCGGUCCUCUGAGGUCUGAACCUUCAAGUGCCCCGUGCAGCUGUCUCCUCAGUCCUCACUAGCCCUUUCUCCAUCACAAGCGUUAGGCUUUCCCUCAGCUGCAAAGGCUUGAAGCAAUGGCGUCCAAGAGGCUUCUCGUCGCGCUCUGCGUGGUGGCGCUGCUCGCCGUGAGGUCCGAGUCCCACGGCCUGGAGGACUUCAACGGCGGAAGCAGCACGGCGACGCCGGCGAUGCAGACCUUCUUCAAGCCGGAGGCCGCGGCGCUCCCGGAGGCCCUCGACGCCUCCAUGCCCGCCACCAUGGCCGCCAAGCCGGAGGCCUCGGCGAUCCCGACCACCACCACCACCACCACCACGGCCACCGCCACCGCCACCCCCACCAGCACGGCGUCCGCCUCGCCGCGCAGGUCCGUGUCCGUGGCCGCCGGCGUGGCCUGCGGCAUCGCGGCCGUGGCCGUGGUCGGCAUCGCGGCGGCCGUGGCGUACGUGGUGCGCGGCAGGCGCGGCGCGCGGCGCGGCACGGAGGUCCAGCUCGGCUCCUCCGCCCUGUGAGCCGCGGCCCUACUAGCGGGAGUGUGCGGGACCCACCCGGCCGCUUUGAUAUGAUAGGCCAUCAUCAUUAGCUGGUUACGAGCUAGCGUCAAUUUAGCUUUGCUUUUGUACUAUUGAUUUGGUUUGCUUUUGGGUUAGUAGUUUAAUUCAUCCCGGGGUGGUGGCUGCGGCUGUGGGGUGUCGGUGAAGACGCCGAAGCUACCGAUCAGCACGGCGCGUGGGUAACAUAAAUAAUGCUGGCGGUAGCGUGAUGUGUGGUGUGGUGUGUUCAGGCUUCGGAGUUCAGACCUUGCUAUAUAUUCCUGCAUCAGGAUUUCAGGAUUUGUGCUGUUCAGAUGUUGGCGCGUUUAGGAGUACUAGCUGACGGGCUCCGGAACGCCUGAACUCUGUAGCCUGUACCUUCUUGUAGUUGCAGCGUUAAAUUCAUGCGAACCUACCCUGUAAAUCCUUCUGAAA